Messenger RNA from Parnassius apollo (apollo), 2043 nucleotides. Lineage: Eukaryota; Metazoa; Arthropoda; Insecta; Lepidoptera; Papilionidae. The record is from the annotation of a GenBank genome assembly.
AUGAUCGAUAUGUCUAAUACGCGUGACGAGAAGGAAGAAACUAAUGACCCAAAAAAUAAUUCGCUUGAGACAGCCUUACCCACCAUCCUUUGCAACGUCGAGUCGCCUCCCGACAAACCAAAUGUUUCUAAAACAACCUCGUUGCAAUGUUCGGAAUCAAAAUUAUCUCUUCCUUCAAAUUUAGGUACAUCCACAUCUCCACUACGAUUGUCGUCUCCGUUGUCCUUGCCUACAUCUCCUACACCUUUUGUGAAAACUUCACUUCAAGUGGGAUCUAAUAAAUCUUUGGCCAAUCCACGACUGUCGUCAUCGCCAGUGAAAUCUACUCAGCAAAGUUCAAAUAUGAAUAGUGGUUCUGCUACGGGUAAUCCACGAAACAAAUGCGCUCUUCAACCUGGUCAUAGUCUAAUGGAUUGGAUUCGACUAGGCAACUCCGGCAAAGACUUAACAGGAGUUGGCGGACGAAUUAGACCGGUACACCCAUCUGAACUUGCAACACACAAUAAAAAAAAUGACGCCUGGUUAGCUAUUCGUGGUCGAGUUUAUAACAUUACGCAUUAUUUAUCAUAUCAUCCUGGAGGCCCAGAAGAACUUAUGCGAGGAGCUGGUAUAGACGCAACAGAGCUAUUCGAUAAAGUACAUCCGUGGGUAAAUUAUGACUCGCUCCUGGCCAAAUGUCUCGUUGGUCCUCUUCGUUUUGAUAGACCUGAUGGAGAAGAACUUUUUAGUACAUUUAAUUCGUCUAAUAAAUCUGAACGUCUACGAGAGCCUUCUAAAGCUCAGGAGCUUGUAAGGAAAUCAAUGGAAAACAUAGCAAACUGUAUAACUCCUGUUAGAAAGAAAGUGUCAAAUAGAAAUGAAGAAAAUGCAAAAGGGAGUCCACCAAGUAAAAUUAUGCAGAGUCUUAUACACUCAAGUGAAUUGCCUGUGUCAAUAAGUCGAAAAGCGGGUUCAAGUCCUCUGAGAACCGAUAAAAACAAUGAUAAUACACCACCAUCUUUUCGCUUUGAUUGGAUACAAACAUCUACAAAACUAACGAUUUCAGUAUACACUGGAUAUCUGGCCAAUCCAGGCGGCUGUGCAAGGAUAACUGACGGAAAUCUUCUCAUUGAAGUAGUAACUAACGGUUGGUUAAGAACUAUAAAAUUAGUGCCUGAGGAUGCGUUACAAGAACCGUUACAAUUACGGGUCUUCGCUGAAAGCGGGAAGAUAGAAGUUAUAGCUCAAAAAGCAGAAUUGAAAAUUUGGAAAAAUUGCGGCGAUACAAAUGUAAGUACAGCUAUUAAAAUGACAGCUCCUCGCACAAUAGAAUGUCGUGUUGAGAGUAUCAGUCCAGUGACGCAAGAUACAAUGUUAUUAGCGUUAGCACCACGUUCUGGCCCUGUCGCCGUUCCAAUAGGACAUCAUGUACGAGUACAUAAAACGCUUUCAGGUUCCGAAUGCAUACGAUCUUAUACUCCUGUUGGUGAUAAUUGGGGCUCUUCUAGUAAUGUAUCAGCACCAAUUAGACUUGCUAUAAAAAGAUACGAAUCUGGCGCUUUGUCACCAACGCUCACAUCUUUAAAAGUUGGAGAUCACAUCACCGUGUCAGGGCCCUACGGAAAUUUUGAACUCCAUAAGUUAAGAACAGUAACAACUAUGUUUUUGAUAGCAGCUGGUACUGGAAUUACACCAAUGUUGGGCUUAUUGAAAUUUAUGCUUUCAAGAUCUAAUCCUCGAUGUGAACGUGUCACCUUGCUUUUCUUUAACAAAACUGAAGACGAUAUUUUGUUUCGAGCAAAUUUAGAACAGAUGAUGAGUCAAGAUAAUAGACUUAACGUCGUGCACAUUCUAUCAAACGCAAAUUCAACAUGGGUCGGACACAAGGGACGAAUAAGUAACGAGCUUUUAUCUGAAAUACUUGGUGAAGCAGCUUUUAGUUCUGGUGAUGAGUGUUCACAUUUUGCUUGCUUGUGCGGUCCUACGGAGUUUACCCAUGCCGGCAUCGAUUUGUUGAAAAACCUGGGUAUGAGGGAAAUGUAUAUACAUGCUUUUAUAGGGUAA